Molecule: messenger RNA, 615 nt
Organism: Cutaneotrichosporon cavernicola
Lineage: Eukaryota; Fungi; Basidiomycota; Tremellomycetes; Trichosporonales; Trichosporonaceae
Gene: ryh1
Exons: 7
Coding region: 1-615 (204 amino acids)
Biological process (GO): vesicle-mediated transport
Molecular function (GO): GTPase activity; GTP binding
Source: RefSeq, a predicted model, not a curated record
AUGUCAGCACCAGCCUCCGGGGCCGAGUUCCAGGCCUCAAGCCCGCUCAAGAAGUUCAAGCUCGUCUUCCUCGGAGAGCAGAGCGUCGGAAAGACGUCACUUAUUACGCGUUUCAUGUACGAUACGUUCGACAACACGUACCAGGCGACGAUCGACAAUGUACCUCGAGGAUCGCACUGUGCGGCUGCAACUAUGGGACACUGCCAGGAACGUUUCCGAUCUCUCAUCCCCUCGUACAUCCGAGAUUCAUCGGUCGCGGUCAUCGUGUACGAUAUCACGAACCGCACCUCCUUCCUCAACACGACCAGGUGGGUUGACGACGUGCGCAACGAGCGCGGUGACGACGUGAUCAUUGUGCUUGUCGGGAACAAGACGGACCUGAAUGACAAGCGCCAAGUGACGCAGGACGAGCUCGAGAAGCGCGCAAAGGAGCUCAACAUCAUGAGCAUUGAGACGAGCGCAAAGGCCGGUCACAAUGUCAAGACGCUGUUCAAGAAGAUUGCCAUGGCGCUUCCGGGUGGGAGCACCGAGGCUGCCGCGGCCGCAGAAAACCAGAAAAUCGACGUCUCGAAGCCGACCCAGGAGGUGCCCGAGGCCUCUGGGUGUGCGUGCUAG